Messenger RNA from Lactuca sativa (garden lettuce), 480 nucleotides. RefSeq lists its product as uncharacterized. NCBI's taxonomy places the organism in Eukaryota, Viridiplantae, Streptophyta, Magnoliopsida, Asterales, Asteraceae. The record is from RefSeq and is a predicted model, not a curated record.
AUGUGGGGGGACAAGGUUUAUUUAGGCUUGCGUGACUACUACCAACAAUCGGUGCAUAUACGAGCUACAAAAAAGUUGACUAAAAGAUUCUUCGGGCCCUUUGAGAUCAUAGAACGUAUCAGACCUGUUGCAUAUCGCUUAGCACUACCAAGUAGAUCACGCAUACACUUGGUGUUCCAUGUGCCUUUGCUACGACAAGCUUUUGGAAAUAUUGAACCAACACCACUACCGGAGUUUUUUUUUUUUGAAGAACCACCACAGCAAGAGCUCGAGGAUGAUCUCCUUGUUAAGGAGGGGGAAGUUGAUAAAGACCACGGGAUCAACACUACUAACCCAACUGCUGGAAACCAAUGGAGGAACGUCGGUCCAAGAGAAUCACUAAAAGGCCAACCUGUUUUAUGGAUGGGAAAACCUAGAAGUAGUCAUAGAACGAUGCAUAGUUUUAGGACGAGGACUGGUUCUUUUCUCCUGAGUCAAUAA